CUGCAGCAAAGAAGACGCUGCGCUCAAGAGCUUCUUCAGCGGAAACGAUCGUCCGUGACGCGCAGUCGGUGCGGCACAAGCCCUGACUGUCAGAGGGUGUUUUAUGGCGUCGUUUGUCCCCCAUAUACCUACAAGAGGACCGUUUCCACCGGCCACGUCGCGUCCUCUUCCCGAGCCGAGUUAGUUAGUCUUCACACGGGGAUCCUCACUGUCCAAGGUUCAAGUAGGUCGCCUGCCGCUGCCGGGCUCCGUCUCCCUCAGGUGCGGUGUGUUGUCUCGCGUGGCCGCUCAUCCUGGAGUAUUUCUGGAGCCGCGCUCAGCUAGAGAGCCCGGACGCUGCUGAGGUCCGGUGGUGUCAUGGUGUAAACAGCAGGAGGCGCCUGCAGGAGGCGCUCGAAGGUCCUGCUCACAUGAUGGAAGCUGACGUCAUCCUGAGAGGCCAUGAGCCCAGAGAGCCAAUCAUGGCCCAUCCUCCGGAGACGGACAGUGACGUCACGCUGAGGGAGUGGCUUGACGGGGUGAGAGGUCAGCACAAGGGCAUCAAGCUGGACUUCAAGAGCCUGGAGGCUGUGGCUCCCUCUGUUGUCCUGCUGCAGGACGUGUCGCUGGAGCCUGGUGCUCCGCUGUGGAUGAACGCAGACGUCCUCCCUGGACCAGGGGCUCCGGCGGAUCAGCCCCUGGAGGCCUCCGCCUUCCUGGCUGCUCUGGGGAAACUCCCUGCUGGCGUGGUUCUGUCCCUGGGCUGGACGUCUGACUGGAGGCCAGGAACCCAGAACCCAGGUUACAGCUGGGAGAUGGUGCAGCAGAUGGAGGAGCUCUGCCGGAGGCUGGAGCAUGCGGUCACCUUCCCAGUGCGAGCUGCUCUCCUGCCCCAGUCGCUCCAUCAGCUCUCAUGGCUUCUGCAGCAGUCGCCGAGGUUCAGUCUGACGGUGUGGACCUGCCCGACGGAUGAGGUCUGCCUGCAGGACCUGCGGCCCUUCCGGGAGCAGGUCGACGUCACGAAGGUCUACUUUGACCUGCCGGAGGAAAUGAGGACCGGACUCGUCGCCAUCAGACCCAACAUGAAGAGCCAGUGAACCAUGGCAGCCACACCUUUUGAAAACAUUUUUCCUGAUCUGGCCUGAGGCUGGACCCCGGUGAACACGACAGGAUUCUUCCAUCAGAAACGCUGCUCUGGAGCCCAGCGACGGGUGAAAACCCAAAUGUCCCACAUUUGCCUGAGUGUGUAUUUUGAACGGCUUCGAAUCGCGUCACCAUUUUGUCCUUCUACCUUUGUUCGGCUGCAACAUACUGGUGUAUGUGUGCGCGGUUGCCAGGCGACAGCUCAGGCAGAAAUACUGGCUCAGUCUGUCUCAACAGAAACACCACCACCACCAUCAUCGUCCUCCUCACCAGGUGCUGGAGCUGGGGCUGAUGAUGGAAGUUGGAGCGCACCACAAGCCAAAGUUCGCUUUUGUCUGAGUGGAUCCCACGCUCCGUUUCCAUAAAACGAGGAUUCAUGUUUGUCCAGUCCAACUUGUUUUCCUAGUUUUAAAUGUGUGUAUAAAUGCGUCAUAUGUCAAUAAAUGAU
Messenger RNA from Synchiropus splendidus (mandarinfish), 1570 nucleotides. RefSeq names its product family with sequence similarity 151 member B (gene fam151b). NCBI's taxonomy places the organism in Eukaryota, Metazoa, Chordata, Actinopteri, Syngnathiformes, Callionymidae. The coding region runs from base 411 to 1076 and encodes 221 amino acids. The record is from RefSeq and is a predicted model, not a curated record. The transcript is spliced from 6 exons.